CUCGCCGCCGCAGCUGCUGGUGGGCUCGUGGCUGCCGCUAAUUACCUCAGCUGGGGGGCCGUGGGAAGACUUGGAGGGCGAAGGUGGGAAAACAGUAAUCACUCUCAGUGAGGACCAAAACAACUACACUGAGCCAACUUGCGAGAGGAGGUGGUCCCAAACAAGCUUUGGAGGAGUUCAUUUGUGAGCGAUGGCUACGUUGCGUUUCGGACAGCACAUCAUAAAGGCCACGUCCGUGUUCCUGCAAACAGAGCUGACCUUUGCCCUGGUCAACCGGAAGCCUGUGGUUCCUGGUCAUGUUCUAGUUUGUCCAUUAAGACCUGUGGAACGGUUCCGUGACCUUCGUCCGGAUGAAGUGGCCGACCUGUUCACCACCACCCAGAGAGUGGCCAACGUGGUGGAGCAGCACUACAGGGCCUCGUCUUUGACCAUCGCCAUACAGGACGGACCCGAGGCCGGACAGACGGUGAAGCAUGUCCACGUCCACGUGUUGCCGAGGAGAGCCGGGGACUUCGAGAGGAACGACAGCAUCUACGAUGAGCUCCAGAAGCAUGACAAAGAGACUGAAGAUGUUCCGGCCAAGUGGAGAUCAGAGGAAGAGAUGGCGAAAGAAGCCUCAGAGCUGAGAGGCCUCUUCAGUUAACUUCCUCUGAGCCUGAUGUGGUGAUCCAACCUGAAGAAGAAGAUUCAACAUGUUCAAACAUUUCAGGGAUUUAUUUGUCUUGAAUAAAACUGAAUUUAAUUUCUGCAUUAAAAUAUGUAAACGUA
This is a messenger RNA of Astyanax mexicanus (Mexican tetra), 768 nucleotides long. RefSeq names its product fragile histidine triad diadenosine triphosphatase (gene fhit). Lineage: Eukaryota; Metazoa; Chordata; Actinopteri; Characiformes; Acestrorhamphidae. The transcript has 8 exons. Gene Ontology annotation, cellular component: cytoplasm; plasma membrane; nucleus. The coding region runs from base 191 to 643 and encodes 150 amino acids. The record is from RefSeq and is a predicted model, not a curated record. Gene Ontology annotation, molecular function: bis(5'-adenosyl)-triphosphatase activity; ubiquitin protein ligase binding. Gene Ontology annotation, biological process: diadenosine triphosphate catabolic process; intrinsic apoptotic signaling pathway by p53 class mediator; purine nucleotide metabolic process.